AUGGGAGGAAAAAGAUCAUCAUGUUCGUUAAUGUGUAAGGAAUGCAACAAAGAAUUUAUGGAAAAGAAAGAUGAGCAAAAACAUUACAAGUCUGAAUGGCAUCGCUACAACCUCAAACGCAAGAUGGCAGGGCUUCGAGGAGUGACAGAGGCAGUUUUCUUGGCGGCGGGACAUGAGUCCGCACCACUACUACUACUAGAUGAUGAUCAUGAUCAACCACAACACACCAGCAAGAAGAAGAACGGGCCUGAUCACGCUCAACAUCUAAAAUCUCGACCUCAUACUACUACUACUACUACUACUGCACGGGUGUCUCAAGCUGAUGAUUUUGAUGUAUUUGGUACUACUACUCCAACAGUACUACUUAAGUCUCCAAAUACCAAGCGUAAUAAUAUGAAGAAGAUAGAUGGAGUACUAGUAUCCUCCUCUGAAGAUUAUUUGGAUGAUGAUGAGGUGGAUCCAACUUGUUGCUUUAUGUGUGACCAAAAACAUAAAAGUGUUGAAAGCUGUAUGAUUCACUUGCACAAGCAGCAUGGCCUAUUCAUACCCGAUAUUGAAUAUCUCAAAGACCCUCAAGGCCUUUUGACAUAUCUUGGACAAAAGGUGAAACGUGAGUACACGUGUUUGUAUUGCAACAUAAACUGUCAACCUUUCAAGAGUUUGGAAGCCGUGAGGAUGCACAUGGUCGCAAAAAGUCAUUGCAGAGUUCACUAUGGUGAUGCUACCGAUGAAGCAGAGGAACCCGAGCUAGAUGAAUUUUACGAUUACAGCAGCAGUUAUGUUGAUGGAAACGGAAAGCAGCAGCUGGUUACCUCUGAUGGCAUAAGCAACAGUGUUACACUCGGGUGUGGCGGUUCUGAACUCGUAAUUACUAGAGAAUCUGAUGAUCAUCAUGGCGUAUCAACAAAAGCACUUGGCUCCAGGGAAUAUUUACGUUAUUAUCGUCAAAAACCACGCCCAUCCCCAAAAAGCGUUCCAGUCACUUCAUUGCAAGCCGCAAAGUACAGGAGUAUCAGUUUGUCAACAGUGCAAUUAAAAGAGAAGAUAGAAAGGAUGGUUUUGAUGAAGCAAAUAAUGAGGCAGAUGAACAGUUCGAGGGCCGAGACAAUGCAAUGCAAGAUGAGCAGCAUGAGAUGUAAUUCGAUCCGUAACCUUCGUCCAAUGAACGCCCUACAUUGA
Messenger RNA from Erigeron canadensis, 1179 nucleotides. Its product is annotated as cytoplasmic 60S subunit biogenesis factor REI1 homolog 1-like. Bases 1 to 1179 code for a protein of 392 amino acids. Lineage: Eukaryota; Viridiplantae; Streptophyta; Magnoliopsida; Asterales; Asteraceae. Gene Ontology annotation, cellular component: preribosome, large subunit precursor. The record is from RefSeq and is a predicted model, not a curated record. Gene Ontology annotation, biological process: ribosomal large subunit biogenesis. The transcript is spliced from 5 exons.